This is a messenger RNA of Phalacrocorax carbo (great cormorant), 9697 nucleotides long. NCBI's taxonomy places the organism in Eukaryota, Metazoa, Chordata, Aves, Suliformes, Phalacrocoracidae. The record is from RefSeq and is a predicted model, not a curated record.
CCCGCCGCCGGCCGGGCCGGGGCGGGAGGGCCCCGGGGAAGGCGCUGCCCUUCGCUCCGCGCGAGGGCCGGGCUUCCCCAGUUCAGACAAGUCCUUGCCCCGCUCCCGCGGCGGCGGCGGCGGGUUUGGUGCGACACCGUCCUGACAUGUUGUAACCGGUUUCCACACCCACCGCGCCUGAGAGCGACGGGAAGUACCUGCGAUGAGCCCUGCGCCGUCUUGACUCGCCGCCGCGAUCGCAGCAGCCGGGUCGAGCCGCCCCGCCGCUCCGGAGGCGAGACCCCACCGCGGGGCACCGGCGCAAUACAUUUCAUCAGCUCACGAAUGGAAGUUUAAGAGACUUUAUACAAAAUAUAUGUGAAAAUGGAAACUUCAUCUUUGCUAUCGUCCUUACAUGAUGAAUGCAGAUCAGACAACUAUAUUGAACCUCAUUACAAGGAGUGGUACCGAGUAGCUAUUGAUGCUCUAAUCGAAGGAGGUUUAGAAGCCUACAAAGAAUUCCUUUCCAAAGAGAGAUGCUCAGAGUUCCUAGCGGAUGAGGAAAUUGAUUAUAUUUUGAACAAUGUUCACAAACUUCCCCAAAACACAAUUUAUUCCUCUAACCAUGCCAUUGAUGACACCUCUUCCUCGGGAACCUACUGGCCCAUUGAAUCAGAUGUGGAGGCUCCAAAUCUUGACUUAGGUUGGCCCUACCUGAUGCCUGGAAUUUCUGGUGGCACGAAUAUCGAUCUCCUUUUUCAUCCACCACGAGCACAGCCUUACACCAUAAAGGAAACUAUUCGGAAAAUGAUACGGGAUGCAAGAAAGGUCAUUGCCAUCGUUAUGGAUAUGUUUACAGAUGUGGAUAUCUUUAGAGAAAUUGUGGAGGCAUCUGCUAGAGGGAUUGCAGUGUAUCUCCUGCUUGAUGAGUCAAACUUCAGUCAUUUUCUGAAAAUGACGGAGAAACAAGGCUGUCAAGUCCAGAGGCUCAGGAACAUGAGGGUGCGGACAGUAAAAGGACAAGAUUACUAUUCUAAAACAGGAGCAAAAUUCCAUGGAAAAAUGGAACAAAAAUUUAUUCUUGUUGACUGUAAGAAAGUCAUAUAUGGUUCUUACAGCUUUAUGUGGUCAUUUGAAAAAACCAACCUCAGUAUGGUUCAAGUUAUCACAGGACAGCUGGUUGAAUCCUUUGAUGAGGAGUUCAGGACACUGUACGCCCGUUCUUCAGUUCCUAGUUCAUUUGCCCCAGAAUUAGUGCGGGUAAACAGUCGCAGGACACUCUGGGAUAAUGAUACAUACCAACACUCAGUGUCUUCCUUGGCUUCAGUUUCUAGCCAAAGAAACCUUUUUGGUAGGCAAGACAAGGUUCAUAACAUAGAUCCUGUUUGUUGGAAAACGCGUGGAAGAUAUGCAGUAAAUGAAAUAGAUAAAUAUGGCUUGAGAAAUCAUGCCUAUAAUACACAGCCAUUUCAUCCAGGGUUUAAUAUGCAAAAUCCAAUCCAGCAGUAUCAACCUAGUGAAAAAAAUGAGCACUGGAAGAGACAUAGUUAUGCUGGGGAGAAGCCAGAAAGGACACCUUACCUGUUGCUCAACAGAGCUAUUAAUAGAGCCAACAAUCCAUCAAAUACUUGGAAAAUGCCAUCUGAUAGCCUUAGUAUUGUUUCUUCAUUACGAGGAGGGUAUGCAAAUAAUUACAAUAUGCCCCAGCAAAGUUUUGCUGAUCAGUUUUCACGACCAAAGGUAAAUCUUGCAGAAAGAAAUUCAAUUGUACGGAGGUCUUUCAAUGGGACAGAUAAUCAUAUCCGCCAUCUGCAGCAAAGGAUGCCAACACUCGAACAUACCACGAAAUCAUUCCUACGUAACUGGCGAAUUAAGACGUAUUUGAACGAUCAAUCAGAUUAUCCAGUAGAGUCUAAUGGGUCGGCAUUGGGUGACAGAUAUGAUAGCUAUGACACAGCUGAAAAUAUUAAAGCUCAUGCGCUAUAUUCUCAUUCUCGUUUACGAUCAUCAUUGGUGUUUCAGCCAACUUUACCUGAACAGCAGGAAGUAAGCAGCUGUGCAAGUUCUUCAAAUUCAACUAUAAUUGGGUCAGAGGGAAGUGCAACACCUAAAGGAACAUCUAAUCAUGCUCCAAGUGUAGUAAAUGGAACAGAUAAUGUUUCAGAAGAGCAUAGCACAAAUGUCACACUUAAACCAGAUGCACCAAAAAAACACAGAAUUCAUAUUGCAGACAACGCAAAACCUAGUGUAAAUUCAAAUCCAACGGGUGACUCAUCUCUCUACUUGUACACAACACUGUGUGCAGACAAACAUGCAGAAAAUUUGAAGAACCUUCAAAACGAAAAUAUGUUAAAAAGGAGAAGUUUUCCCAUGUUUAAUUCAAAGUCCAUAUUAGACCCUAGUGCCAACAAACAUACAUCCAGUUAUGUUUACAGCACAUUGACUAGGCAUAGACUUAAGCAGUCAAUUAAUCCAAAACUUCCAGAAGACACACUCAAGAGCUCUAAAAGUUUGCACAGCGUGACCAACCACUUACCACAGGAGGAAAAGAACCUCAAAGGAGAGCUAAAGAGCCCGACUGCUAGCAAGGCAAUCUCUAUGGCUGCUCUCACUGAAGCUAGCAAAGAGGAGUCUUGUAAGGAUUCCACAUCAAAGAAAGAAAGUAAGAAUUCCCCAAGUUUUCUAAAGAAAGGAUCCCAGAAAUUGCGUUCGCUUCUUAAUCUCACACCGGACAAGAAGGAAAACUUGUCAAAAAACAAAGGUCCUGCCUUUUACAGAAUAUGUAGUAGUUCUGACACGUUGGUUUCUGAAGAAGAGAAUCAAAAACCAAAGAUUUCUGAGAAUAAGACAGAUUCUUCCCCAAGGAGAAAGAGAAACACAUCAUCAAAUUCUCAAGGUAGCUUAAACAGAAGUAAAGAAGAUGUCACUGGGAGCCCAACAAAGUCUCCAAAGUCUCCAAAGUCACCAAAACCUCAAAAACCUCCAUCUGAUGAAAGCAAUAAAAAGUGUCCCCUCUUGUGCCCCCUUGAAAGUAAGUUCAUAGAAAUUGCAGGAGAUGCAUCUACCCCAAGAUUUAAUACGGAACAGAUUCAGUAUCAAGACGUAAAGGAAAACACCACAAAUACUACUCCUGAAAGUGUCCCUGUUUCUACUCUUCAAAGAGCAAGUUCAGUGACACCACAGCUGGCAAACUCAAAACGCCAAGAGGAGCUAAGACCUCGUUUGAGUGAAAGGCGUGUUUAUAGCCGCUUUGAGCCAUUCUGCAAGAUGGAAAAUGCUAGCCAACCUGCAGGAAAUGCACUCAACAGCAGUUCACAUCUCCCAGAUAUCAAAAGCAAGACCUUAGGGAAUAAUUACGGCAGGAGUAAUCACAUGGUCAGCUACAACUCAACUGCGUAUCAUCCAUUGCAGCCUAAUGAAAACAAGCUGAGAGGAUUUAUGCAAAAGUUUGGGAACUUCCUACACAAAAGCAAGUAAAACUUUUGUUGAUUAUGUUGAAAUACAGCAAGACUAACAAAGCUGGAUAUAAUCUUAACUGGAUAAGACUGACAGGCAACUUUUGUAGAGCUUUCUUGGGUUUCUUCUUGGGUCAAGGACAUUGGAAUGAAUGUACAUAUUUUUACAUAAUUAUUCUAGGAUUGUUAUACUUAAGUCUUUACAGAAAUUCUGUGUCCAGAAGAUAUCUCAAGGGUUGUUUAUAAUGUUUAUAUUGUAAGAUUAAUUUUAUACAUUUUCCUUGUGAAGAAAGUAUGUACUACCAUAUUGUAAUAUUAAGUGUGGGGGGAGAAAAUGAUGGAGUAUGUUUUUAAACUUCAAAUAAUAUUGUUUCCAAAGAUUUCCCCUUUAAAAAUAGGAUAGCACUAGGAAUAGUGGCUUGCAUUUUUUUCAGCAUUUAUGUACACGUUCGAAUGAUAAACCCAAAUGUUAAUGCAUUGCAUGAUACUUAUCUUUAAACUAAUUUUUGAAAACCUCUUUUAGGCUUCAUCAUGUUAAUAAUUUACCCCAUAGCAUCUAUUGAACUGUUUGAGCAGCAGAUGGAUCUAUCUUACUUUAUUGAAUUUUCCAUGUAAUAUGAUGUUUUUCUGAAGUAUUUGGCACAUAGAUCUUAAAGUGACCUUAAUCUGAGCUUUCAUAGACUUGUUUACAUGGUUAAACUAGCGUGAAUGUAGGAUGAGCAUUUAAAAAGCUACUUAUAAAAUAAGGUGCCUUGAAAAUAACUUACAGCUGUUUUAAAUUUCAGUGGGUUAUUUGCAUUUGUAUAACAUGCCAGUAUUCUCUAAUGUUUCUAAAAAUAGCUUUUUAUUACAUUUUUCCAUUUGGUGUUUCAAAAAAAAAUUGUCUGUGGACUUCCAUUUCUCAGGUAAGUUUUUGAGUUUCACAUGCAACAGUCUCUUUUAAAUGUUGCCAGAUAUAUUUGCAACUCUGACUUUAAUAGCCUAGGUUUUUUGUAAAUAAGGUUGCAAGUGCUGAGACUAGGCACGUGAGAAAGAUUGCAAACUCAACCCUGCAAUGCUGCCUUAUGUCAGGGCGAAUAUUGCAAGGUCAGGAGCAAUUAGGCAUCUAAAAAUGAGAUUCAUAAAAGUCACCACAUGAAACAAUGAGGCACAUCUCCUAAGCCAAAGAAAGUAUCAUUGAAGGGUGAUAGUAGCAAGUGUUUAACCUUAACAGAGACAUUUAGGAACCUAACUACAGUCUAAGGGACACAUUUUUGUUCAUCUGAGCCUCUCAGUCAUAAAAUAUUUCCUGAUAGUAAGUGUCUAUGCCAGGUUAGUGCUUACAAAAAACACAGGCAGGGUGUUUGGGCCAGCAGCACGGCAUCCACUUCUCAUCUGCAAUGUGCAGCCAGGACAUCCAGCUGGCUCACACCCUCCUGGAUGUGUUUUGUCUCUUAGGAGAAGGCCAUAAUCAUUUAGCUGCAAGAUGCUCUGCAACGGUUUUGUUCCAAAAUCAGAAACUUGGGAAUAUUCAUUGCUGAAAGCUUAUAAUCCUUACACAGGUCUCCAUGUCUCAGGAGCAUGUUUUAGGAGACCGCUUCACUCUGAGAUCUGGAAGGUCCUACAGCAUUCUAUGGAGAAGUCCCACCAGGAAGGAUUUGGCUUUAUUCUUUAGAAAGACACACCAAAAAGGCAUUUCAUUCACCAGCUCGAUUGAGUUCAUUUAUCUCUUCUACCUGCGGCCCUGGGAAGAGAUUUGGCAGAGAGAUCUACUCACCAAGAAUCUAGCUCCUGUCAACUCACCAUAGUUAGUGAUUUCAGUGAAGCAGUGGCAGCUUUUUGUUCAGUUUCUCAGCAACCUUAUUAGGUUGAUGCAUCAUAGCAAUUACUGUUUCACUCUGAGGAUGGUAUUUAUUUAUGAGAGUAGCAGUCUUGCAUCUCAAUUCACUGCUGAAUGUUUAGGUCCCCGUUUACCUGCGCCCAUGGAAGACACUUCACAAAUUUCUUCAUGAACACUGGUCACUUUGUGCACUCCUUGCUGAAAUGCCAUAGUCAGUAUUUUUCCCAAAUGAACAUUUAUACUGAAAUAUUCUGUCCCAACAGAGGUAGCGUUUUGAGAUCCAAGACAAGGAAUGUCUCCUUAGUGCUCCAGGCAUAUUUUCAAUAUAGGCAUAACAUAAUUCCACAGCUAUGCAGCCAAGGGCAAUGCAAUACUGUACUUUUGAUAACUCUUAAUAUUUUUAGCAGGGCAGACAGUAAUUCAGGAUGGUGCCUGAGUUAACAGUACAGCAAAGGAACUUAACCAAGAUGCAGGUGGUGCUAAAAAGGAUGUUGAUAGUUUUUAGGAGGAUCUUUAGUUUUCCCUUAUACUCUUUUGAUCUCUGAUAUAUACUUGUAGGCAGUACUAUAUUUGGAAAGGAAAUGAGAGAGGGAGAACAAGGGUCUUGAGGCAAGUUUUGAAGUGACAGUGCUUUCCAUUUUGUAGUAAACUUUGGGAAACAUAUUUUGAUACAGUUUGGAAAUAUUUUGCUAUAUUUUUCAAAGUACAUUGCUAAUUAAGGAAUCCUGAGAAGGCAGAUAUUUUAAUUUACCAAGUCAUCUAUGUUUGUAGAUAUUUACUGCUGUUUUGUACCUACACAGAAGAUGAAGAGCCUUUAGUGAAGAACCUGCUCAUAGACUUAAUAAUGCAAAAAAAACAAUCACAGUAGAACUAGCUUUUUUUUUUUUUUUUCAUUUUCAGAUCUCCCCUCAGGGAACCCUCAUAGGAAUGGUGCUACAUUAAGGCCUGAUCUAAGUUUAAUUGAAAUGAAUGCAAAAGACCCCCACGGACCUCAGUGGAAGUAGGAUCAGACACUUAAUGUACAGACACCACUGUUUUAGAAAUGUUAGAAUACCGAAUGCUGCUUGGGGAGCACGAGGCUCUGAUGCCAGGGGAACAGCAGCCCUAUGUCCUGGCUGCAGCUAGGGCUUUGAAAGUAGGGGAGUCCACUGGGGAGCUCCACAGGUGGUGCAAGUGCCAACUGUUAUUUUGUUCCUUGCAGAAUUGGGUGUUAAAGGUGGGAAAAAAAGGCUCAGCCAGUCCUAUCUGAUUUGCCAUGUGUCUGUGUGGGAACCUAGCCGUUUCACAAAAUUGAAAGGAAAAACAUGAAAAAAAAAAAAAGAUGCCUGCUCUUUGCAUCAGCAGAGAAAAGGGAUAUGCACAUUUUUGGACGGGAAAAUAGAGUUUAUAUUUUUGAACUUCCUUUUCCCAAAGCUUGUCUUGAUGUUUGUGCUUUUCUAAGGAGGUGCAUUUGGUUCAAUGUGUCCCUAAUGUGCUCAGCACAACACAAGUUUGUUACACCCCACACACACCCAGUGCACUCCCAGUUUUGUAAGGCUGUGAAGUAAUAGCUGUUGCAGUGCAUGACGGUCAUUUGGCCAAAUGGCUUGGGAGUUGUGAAACCCAUUAAAAAUGACGUGUCAUUUCCACAUUAAAUAAAACUCCAUUAGCAUCAUAAUAGAUCUAGGAGGGUGUCUGUGCGAAAGCUGAUCAGAGUUAUGCAAUGGUGAACGUGGCCCUCGGGAGCACCGUCGGCAGCGGAGGGCAGUGCAGCCGGGAGAUGCAGGCCUUUCAUACGGUGCCCAUUAAAUUCACAUUGUAAAUAAACCGCCCUUACAUACGGUCAUAAUACCCGGCGAAUAAAUUGCUUCAUUUCUUCAGCCUUGUAAUAAACAGUUUUUACUGCCUCCCAGAUUGCAAAAUGAUGGUUGUUCUCUUAUUAAUGAGCUUGCACUGCACUCUUUAUUCAUGCUAACAAACAUGAAUUAGAUGGAAAGAAAGGUUAAGAAAAAUUAAGAAAAAUUAAAUUUCCAGCUGUUUAAUACAAGAGGGUAGUAGUAUUUGUAACAAACCUUGAGAGAAACAAAAAUCUUAUCAGGCAAUAGAUGUUUGUGCAUUCAUAGAUGAAAAAUUACUAUUCAGAGAAAAAACUGUUUGAUCAUUUUUCAGCUUUUUGAAAUGUAUUAGGAAAUGUUGUGGUUUAUAAAAGAAGUCAUAAGAAAAGUAAUACCAAAAUCUGUUGCAAGACAAUGUAAAAAUAAAAUUUAAAAUGGCUCCACUAAGCUGUACUAUAAAUUUUUUUUUCAUUUGUAGCAUUACAUGGGAUAAGGCAUGCAACCAACAAGUAGCUUUGCAACUGUGUAAUUCAGAGAGAUCAGUACAGUUACUGAGGUACUUAUUGUAAUUUAUUCCCCUUAUCAAUAUUCUACUGCGCAGUACAGUACUUGGAGUUUUUAAAGUUUGUUUUCAUUUAAGUCAGGAGAGUCAGAGCAACACAAAGCUGCAGUAGUUCACAGGUAAUUAAGACAUGUUACGCCAGUUUUGUCUUCACUUGCGUGAGUGCAUAUCCCAUUAGCGCCCUGGUGACAAGAGAGGAGACUGCAAUGCUCAAAAGGCUGUCUUGUCAUUUCAUUCUUUAUUUCAUACAGGUGCUUACAUAUGUCUUGGUACCUUUCUGUAGGGUCUGAAAUUUAUCAUAAUUUUCAACUCAAAGCUAAGAGUUACAGUUAGGUCUCCAUUUUUCACAUUUUGAUGUGACGCCAAAGACAUGUUGCAUGUUCUGAGAACUGUUUUCUGUAUUGAGAAACAGGACGGAAGAAAACAUUUGCUCUUGAACAGCUCAGAACAGAGCUGCUUUGCUGUUAAGCAAAGCCAGUAGUAGGGAUUUCUACUUUAGUGAUGUUGACUAGUUAAGUUUUAAUCUCCUUAACCUCCUUCUUUAUUGGAAUGGUCACCUCCAGGUCAGUAUUUAAAAGCAAUUUUCAUAUAUGUAACACAUUAAAAAAUGGUCAAGUUCUAUUUCUGAAAAGCCAGGGGGAUAUAGGGUGCUAGAUUCCCAAAUCAAUCUUUGUAUGUAUUGAAAAUAUCUUUGUAUAUUUCUGGAAGAGAAUCUGAUUUACUAAAAAUUAGGGGAGAUCUCUUUAGAAGCUGCUGUGAAGACUAUGUGUCUUACUCCCACCAUGUGUUUCGCUAAAUAAUGAUUUUACGCAUAAGUGCGAAAGUUAAUUGGGAAAAAUAAUCACUUCUGAUAAGAGGCCCAUGAAACAUGUUUAUUUUGGUGUUGUUUCUCCCAUAUGUAAAUACAGCUGGGAGAAAAAUUUGCUUAUUUUCUCUCUGAAGCAGACAAAAUUUAUGACAGUUGAAGUAGAAAUAUUUUAAAGACUACACACCAGUGGCAAUAUUUUAUUGUGUUUGAGAAAUUAAUACAACUCAUUUAUUAGCAUUCAAACACAGGUCUCUUAUGUGUCUGUUGUACAUUGUUUGUUCUUGCCUCAUUUAGCAAUCAACAUGCUCAAAAUCCAGACUGAUUGUCUACAGCUUCCCAAGCCCUUGAAUAAUACUCUGAAGAACCAAUCCAACAAGGCAUUAAACACACACUUAGCUGUUUAAACUAGGCAGUCCAAGAUAAAGCAUAACACUAGGCAUAUGUGUGUGUUAGAUUUUGGUGUGAAAAAUCUCAGUGUAGUCCCAGCUGAUGUAUUUUGGAAGAGUGUUGAAUAUAUGGUUUCAUUCUUUUCUUUGGGCCAUGGCUGAUUUUGACCUAUGGCAGCACCACGACGACGUCAUGUCUGGCAUGUUUCUUCCAAAUAUCACAUAUGCUAGUGUUACAAUAUCAUUAUUCUGGUUUCAGGGUUUAGAUCAACCUUCCUUAGUGCAGAGUCUGUGGAUCCCUGGUGAUCCAUACGAUUUCAGAAGGUGACAUGGAAGUGAAUUCAGGUGACUGAAAAAAAUGCAACCAGACAAAACAAAAGCAUUUGCACAGAUUUCCGCAUACAGCAAAGGAAGCAAGUAAAAUCAGAAGAUAAAGUCGUAAGUGUACAUUCUUAAUGUACUUUUACCAGUUAAAAGCUGGUACACCAAUGCUGCAGGGAAAAAAACCCAAAAUUAUCAGGUGCUCUUUGACUGAAAAAAGCUGAGAAACACUGACCAAGAUGAUGCAAAACAAGCAUGAGGGGUGCUACAAGCACACAAGACCCAGAAUAGAUAUUGCUGGUUAAUUUCUGGGGGAAAAGAAAUAAGGAAUUCCAUCAAGUUGAUUUCAGUACUGAGAGAUGUAGAAGAUUAUGCUUGUUUCAUUUAAAAUUGUUACUUGACAUAUAAUCCUUAUUAUCAGAUGGAAUUCCUAGAUUACAUAGCAGCUAUGUUAUGGAUAUACUGUGUAUGUACAGACACAAACCGAAAACUGUCUUGAAAUAAUUUAUUACUUUUUUUUUUUUACCAAAUAAAAUGUUUCUUUUAAAGCCUA